GAACCAUGGCCAAUUUAAAAAAUGAAGUUCAAAUGUCAAAAGAGGAAAAAGAAGAAUCCAAGAUUCAUUUAGAUUUUAUUGAAAAAGUGAGAGAAUUGGGCAAAGAAAGAUUAGAUACAAGAACCAAUAAUAAACAACUAAACGAUGAAAGGAUCAAGAGAAGACAGCAAAAAAAUUUACAAUCAAGUAUAAAUCAGGAAAGUGAACUUGAAUUGCUAAACAACAAAGCAUGCUUAGGCUAA
Entrophospora sp. SA101 is the source of this 242-nucleotide messenger RNA. Lineage: Eukaryota; Fungi; Glomeromycota; Glomeromycetes; Entrophosporales; Entrophosporaceae. The record is from the annotation of a GenBank genome assembly.